Molecule: messenger RNA, 1263 nt
Organism: Acanthosepion pharaonis
Lineage: Eukaryota; Metazoa; Mollusca; Cephalopoda; Sepiida; Sepiidae
Source: the annotation of a GenBank genome assembly
AUGCUAUGUACGUUAGGCCGAUCGUCUAUUUCUCGACUUUGCUUCUUUGACAUCCAACGGAGUCCUUCAUAUUUGUGUACAUGUCGCGAGGAUGAUCUCGAUGUAAAAAACAUAAAUUAUCUAUCGAGCGACCUAUUCAACGUAUUUCUUUUCCUACGCAAAUAUUCAACAUAUCUAUCUAUCUAUCUAUCUAUCUAUCACAUAUCUUUACUUAUCAUCUAUCACUUAUCUUUGCUUAUCUUUGCUUAUCUUUGCUUAUCUAUCUAUCUAUCUAUCUAUCUAUCUAUCUAUAUAUAUAUCUAUCUAUCUAUCACUUAUCUAAGAAGAUUACAUUAUUUUCUAUCUCCCAUACAUACACGUAUUCUAUCUAUCUAUCUAUCUAUCUAUCUAUCUAUCUAUCUAUCUAUCUAUCUGUGUGCACGAUGGAAUGCAAGCGAUGCGGGGAGCUGGGGCGCAAAUUGUCUUACACUAAACUGGGAAACACACAUGUUACCCGACGCGGAGCAAUCGUGGCCGGACAACCAGAUAUACCAACUCGUAGUCGCAAAAAGUCAAACAGUCGUACGUCGCAUAUGUCGUAAUUUGUCGACGACACGUAUACGGCGAACAACAAAGGUAUUUCUGUCUUUAUUUCGUUCUUUCUUGAAACAACUCAUCCCAUUUGUCCUGUUUUUUUUCUAUUCCUUCUUUCAUUCUUUCAUCCAUUCUUAUUUUUCCAUUGUUUCAUUGAUUUUCUGCGAUUUUUCUUUUCUUCCUCCUUCCAAUCAUUCUUUAAUUUUUCUUUCUUUCUCUCUUUCUUCGUUUCUUCCAUUCUUUCUUUCUAUAAACACUCAUGUCUUUUCUACGAUUUUCCUUUUUCUCUUCAUUUAUUCAUUCUUUGUCUUUCAACUCUUAUUCAUUUUCACAAAUUUUCUUUUUUUCAUCCUUCCUUCUUUUAAUCACGCAUUCAUAUUUCGUUUUUCAUUCUUUCUUUCUACACGUGUUCUUUUUGUUGAUUUUCCUUUUCCUUCCUUCCUUCCUUCCUUCCUUCCUUCCUUCCUUCAUUCAUUCAUUCAUUCUUUCUUUCUUUCUUUCUUUCUUUCUUUACGUUAUACAACACUUUCUUUCUUCCAAUAUUUAUUCCAUUUCUCUGAUUUUACUUUUUUCUUCUUUCUUUCUUUUUUUCUUAUUCCCUUUCAUUCUUUUUCUCUCUGUCUUUAUAUCUUUCUUCACCUUUAUCUCGCUGCAAUUAAUUCCAUUACUCUUUUUGUUGUAUACUCCUAA